Capsicum annuum is the source of this 681-nucleotide messenger RNA. RefSeq lists its product as uncharacterized. The transcript is spliced from 3 exons. NCBI's taxonomy places the organism in Eukaryota, Viridiplantae, Streptophyta, Magnoliopsida, Solanales, Solanaceae. The coding region runs from base 1 to 681 and encodes 226 amino acids. The record is from RefSeq and is a predicted model, not a curated record.
AUGUGUAUUGAGGGUAGUGAAUAUGAUUCGGUUGUGUUAACAGUUGUUGAAACGGAUAAUCAGUAUGCUCUAUAUGUUUCCGAAAUUAAAGUGAAAAACUUCAUUACUGAUUGCAAGAAUAUUGAAAUAAUGGUAAAUCAGAUUUACAAGGAUAAGGAAACUCUUGUUUCAGUAAUGGCAAGACAUGCAAUAGUUAAUGGCUUCAACACUAAAGCGAAACGAUCCAACAAAAAAAAGGUUAAGCCAACAGGUAGUUAUCUUUAUUGUGUAUAUCAUUCGAAAUGGAGGUACACUGUCGAUAUUGAGCGUGGUACGUCCAAUUGUGGUCGGCCAAACACCAUAGUGAAGACAUAUGAACUCCCAAUAGUUCCAAUGCCAGACAAGAAGGAUUGGAAUGUUUCAUUUUUUGUUGAUGAUGAAGUUUUUCCGCCCAAAUAUAGAAGACCGCCUGGUAGGCCAAAAAAAAGAAGGCAUUUGAAAUCAAGUGAAUCACUGUCUUCAAGUUCAAAGCGCUGCGGUAAAUGCGGAGAGCCGGUCACAACCGAAGGACUUGCAGUUUCUUUCCAAAGGACUCUUGAUGGAGAUAAUGUGUUUUUUCUAUAUGCUGAUGCUUUGAAUGGUUUUAUUUGUAUAAACAUUUUUAUUAGAUUUUGUUGGAAUGUUGGAACAACUAAUAUCUAG